UUGCGCUAUCCGCUCCCAAAGCGUCUGUGUUUGUUUACCGAAAAAGAACCAAAGGCAGCAGUAGGCAUUGCGUUUUAGGCUAGAAUUUGUGUUGUAACUGUACUAUGAUAGUCGAACGGUAUCGAAAUCUGAAGAAAAAUGUCUGCCCCAAAGCACCACACACGAGCCGCUGCAAAAUCUGUCCCAGCACAAUCGCAAAUUGAAAAUUCCGUGGUGCGCAUAACACCGAAACUGCGAAACAUUACCAACACGAUCAAAAUGUCAACCGGAGAUGAAUCGCCUGCAAAAAAGAAGAAAAAAUCCGACCCUAACCCCAUCCAGCAAUGUAGGCAACCGUCCGAGCCGGAAGUAAUUGCGUUCGAUAAGUUGCGUUUCGUGCUGGGCAGACAUUAUUUCGAUGUUUGUCAACGUUUGGGGCUCGAUUAUGUGCCCAGCUGUGUGCGAAAUAUUGCCGAAUGUGCUCAGCGGCACGUCUGUAAGCGCAGCAAACGUACCAGAUGUGUUGGGCUGAUACGACAGACAAGUACGCACGACCAAAUCCGGGAGUUCCGUCCGGAUCAAUUUAUUGAAUUCCUAAACCAGGCUAUCAUGCGCCAGGAGUUCAUUGGUGCCGAGCUGUUUGUUGCCGGUUUACAGCUAAUGCUCACAUUGAACCAACCUUCGGUUGAACUCGAGUUGGAGUAUGGUGUCGUAGACAUUGUAAUCGGAACGGGUGAAGUGUUGGAAAAGUGUCUAAAAUACUUUCCACCCUGUCGGUGGGAUUUACGGCCCGCCUAUCAGUGCAUCGUGUUUGGCCAGCUCGAUGCACAGUGCUUCGAGCAGUGCGAUCAGCGGGAAGGUUUGCUUCGUAACGUGCUUCAUCUGAUCGAGCAUUACAUCGAAACGGAAUCGGAACUGGUUAAUCGUCCGUGCACAAGAAAACGACCCACCAAACGUGGCCAAACAUUCGAAGACGAUGAGAUGGUUUCGUACAACUAUAUCUCCUGGAUGCUGGCCAACAGAUUGCGCUACGAUUUCAACAAGUUGUCGCGUGCGGAGCGGUUCGAACGAUUGUUUGCGGUACUGCAAGUAUUAGUCAAGCUGCUGGAGAUGGAUUUUGCCAUGUGGAUUCUUCGCAAUCCGACCAAAACGCAGCAAAACCUUUGCAAUCCGUCACGCAGCCCACUGGUGGCACAGCUCGUCUGGAACGGUGACUACGGCAGUGUUAAUCUGUUCAUCAAAAAGCUUUUCCAAAUAUUUAUCAAUAUGAAUGCGCUGCAUUAUCCGACAGAUGACAUCGGCGUGAUUUCGCGCCUGUUGAGCAUUGUCACGGUAGCCGUAAAUCUGUGUGAAUUCCAGCACAGCGAGGGACAGAUACAGUACCCGUGUGUAAAAGACAACAGUCUUCAUUACGCCCGACAGCUGUGGAAAAUGCUGGAAUCGUCCGGAUACUUUAGCAUUCCUUUAUGUCUCAGCACAAUACGUAACCUUCGAUCGCCUUUCCUACGGCUGCAACUUGCGGAACAUUUGUUCCAAAAGUUUAAUCGCAGUAUGAACCUUCGCAACGUGCGCAGUUUCUUCCAACAGCUGCUCAGCCGUUGCUGGUUAGAUUGUGCGACGGAUGAACCUGAUGAAACCUUCAGCUCUCGUGGGCAAUCAGCUUCUAUUUAUCCAGUGCUUAACACGCAACAUACCCGUCUGAAAGUGUCUGAAAUGUAUCAGAAACAAUACGUCGACCUACUGCUGAUCGGUCUUCGUGCGUACUGUGAUAUGCAUCAGUUACCGGCCUACUUCCGUGAGAUUAUGAUACAGCCAGCCCCAAAAACGUCCUCUACCACCGACGAUAUAGUUCCGGUAGCCCCAUCCAGCACGACAGAGUGUUCACCAGAUGCACGAAUUGUACCCCAGAUCAUUCUCGAUGAACGGAUGAUUUUCCAAGGAGUGGCCAUGAGUGGAGAAUUAGUGUUGGAAUACCGGGACGAUAUUAAGUACCUGCUGCUAAUCGAACAGCAACUAAAGGCACUCGAAUCAACGGAAGAUAAAACAUUGUUUCGGGAAUGGAUGAUCUUCCUAUCGGAAGUGGACCCAUCGCUGUCGAUACACUAACGUGAUAAUACCUGUUGUUGUGUUAAGCAUUUGGGGUCUUUUUUAUUACUAUUUAAAUAAUUUAUGAGUGUUUGACGGUAAUAAUCGAUAAAAUAAAUAUUAAUGUUGUAUACGUUUUUUGAAGAACAUACCAAUGAAA
Messenger RNA from Anopheles funestus (African malaria mosquito), 2224 nucleotides. RefSeq lists its product as uncharacterized. Lineage: Eukaryota; Metazoa; Arthropoda; Insecta; Diptera; Culicidae. The record is from RefSeq and is a predicted model, not a curated record. The coding region runs from base 139 to 2085 and encodes 648 amino acids. The transcript is spliced from 3 exons.